Molecule: messenger RNA, 2250 nt
Organism: Capsaspora owczarzaki ATCC 30864
Lineage: Eukaryota; Filasterea; Ministeriida; Capsasporidae
Exons: 8
Coding region: 1-2097 (698 amino acids)
Biological process (GO): signal transduction; regulation of GTPase activity
Cellular component (GO): cytoplasm
Molecular function (GO): protein binding; phospholipid binding
Source: RefSeq, a predicted model, not a curated record
AUGCAUCCCACCAAACUUGAGACCGCCGCCCCUUUCUCUUUCGUUGUCUUGCUCUUCUUCUUCUUUGCGAGUGACGAGGAGCCCAAGCCGCUUGGUCAUUCGCAGCUGCCAAAAUCGCUCGGCAAGAGCUCGGAAAUGCUUGCUCAUUCCACGCAUCACGCGCGGAACGGCUCUGACGCAACCGAGAUUCUCGCUGGACUUCCCGUUGCUCGCACGGGCGUGCUGCACAAGAAGAACGAUGUCGCUGCCGGCAAAAAGGCUGCCAAGCGUGAUUGGAAGCAGCACUUUGUUGUAUUGCAAGGCCACUUGCUGCUAUGCUACAAGGAUGAGGCAGAAAGCAAAUUGGGGAAAAUGCCAGACGCCGAGGACUUGAUUUCCAUCAAAUCGUGUAUUUGCGACAUUGCAUACGACUACACCAAACGAAAGAACGUGUUCAGGUUGCGCGCCUUCAACGGAGCGGAAUACCUGCUCGAGGCACAAGACAACGACGACAUGCUUGAUUGGAUCAAGAAGAUUCACGACAACAAUAAUCCCGACGCCGAUUCCGAGUCCGAGCACGACCUUAUUCGACGAAAGGCGGCGGAGCAAGGGCUGCAAUCUCGAAAACCUCACGAACCGACAACUGGUUCCAACUUGGCAGCGUCAGCCGCGCUGUCCGCCUCAAACGCCUCGCUCUCAGGAGCUGGUGCAACUGGUGCCAAGAAAACGGACGGCAAGGGCACUUUGGACAAGAAGCACGAGAAGGAGGAGAAGCGGUUCCAAGAAAAGGAGGAGAAACGACUAGACAAGGAGCACAAGGAGCAGGCGAAAGAGCGCGAGCGUGUUGAAAAGGAAGAAAAGCGCCUCGAGAAGGAGCGCGAAAAGCUUGCCGAGAAGGAGCGCAAAAAGACAGAGAAGGAAAAGUUUGCUACUCUGAAAAAGGCAGGCACGUCAAACGCUGCCUCCGCUGCAGGGUCGCCCCACUCACCUGGUGGCGGCUCCCUCUCGGCCGCUACUGGGCUGGGCACGCAAUCCAAAAAGACCAGCGGGCUACGGAAAAAGGUCGGCGCACUCUUCAACAAGAAGGAAGACACUGGCAGCGCCAGUCCUGCCCCUUCGUGCGAGUUUGCCACGUUCGGCGUCGCGCUCGACGAGCAUCUCGAGUUCCAAGAUCGUCUAAUUCCCCUCAUUGUGGAGCGCUGCAUUCAGGCCGUCGAGAAGCGCGGCAUGGAUGCCGUUGGUAUUUACCGCCUCUCUGCCAAUGCAUCCAUGGUGCAAGCUUUGAAAGAGGCGUUCGAACGAGAUCCCUUCUCGGUCAAUCUGGACGAAGAGCGCUGGGACGACAUCCACGGCGUCACUGGAGUUUUGAAGCUGUACUUGCGCGAGCUGCCAGAGGCGCUUGUCACGCAUGCUCUUUACGACAAGUUUAUUGAUGCCGCGCGCAUUUCACAGUACAACGACCGGUUGUAUGCGAUCAAGGACUUGGUGAACGAGCUACCAGCAGCUCACUUUGCGACGCUCCAGUUCAUCGCUGCUCACCUCCAUCGUGUCGCGGAGCGGAGCGAGCAAAACCUGAUGGCCGUCAACAACCUUGCCAUCGUUUUUGGCCCCACAAUUGUCCGGCCAGCCGAGGAAAAUGCCAUGUCCAUGUUGAACGACAUGAGCUUCCAGUGCUCGCUUGUCGAAACAAUGAUUUCCCAAUGUGACUGGGUGUUUGAGAAGCUCAGCGACGACGUUACUGCAGGCGGUGAAGGCGACGCUGACAAGAGCGCCGCGGACGAGCAGACGGAAACAUCGGAGGGCGCCACGGAGGCGAGCGACGACGCCGUCUACGAGGACAUUCCCGACCUUCCGGCUUCUGGCGAUCAAGCUGAAGAGCAGAGUGCCGAGCAAUCAGAGCCACAGGGCGAAGAAGACGUUGGCGAGUCUGCCGAUGGCUUGGCUGAAGCCGCUGAGGUUUCCGAACAAGAACAACAACCCGAGGAAGCAGAAAAUGCCGACGCCGCCGUUGAAUCGACCCAAGACGCUGUCGAGUCCACCGACGACGCUGUUGAGUCUACCGAAGACGCGCUACCAAGCGAGGAACAGGCUGCCAGCGACGAAGUUCUUGAGGGAUGAUGAUGUCUUGGAUGGAUUAUCUACCAUGUGCCAUUCUCAUGGUGGCGCUUGAUGGAUUUCCACCUCCUAUUUGUUGUGUUGUUGUGCGGAUCGAUGUGGAUGUGGAUGUGUGGUUUUGUGCAACCAAAGAAUACAGAGUUGCAACAAGAGCGC